Messenger RNA from Cryptococcus deneoformans JEC21, 2334 nucleotides. RefSeq names its product specific transcriptional repressor, putative. Gene Ontology annotation, molecular function: RNA polymerase II cis-regulatory region sequence-specific DNA binding; DNA-binding transcription factor activity, RNA polymerase II-specific. The transcript has 5 exons. Gene Ontology annotation, cellular component: nucleus. Bases 474 to 2216 code for a protein of 580 amino acids. Gene Ontology annotation, biological process: regulation of transcription by RNA polymerase II. The record is from RefSeq and is a predicted model, not a curated record. Lineage: Eukaryota; Fungi; Basidiomycota; Tremellomycetes; Tremellales; Cryptococcaceae.
CAAAGGACCAGUUGUGUUAUCCGUCACCAGUGGAACAAUCCACAAUCUACAGCAUUUCUCUGCUAGUCAAAGGGAAGAAAGGGCAGUGGCUAAUCCGCCAUUGUGAAGGUAAGGACGCGGGACCGAUUUGGGAUGAAUGGAACACAACAGGGUCCAAAAUGAGAAGAACGGGAGGCCUUUCAAUCAUUUUAUCUCCUGGCAUUAAGCCACUUGAUCCCCCUAAGGUGCAGAAGCACAUCCCGGAUUAGUGUUUAGCCUUGAGAUAUAGCUUUGAAACGCCGAUACCGAAUUAAGUAAGGUUAGCAGAUAUCAUCGUAGCGCAGGACAGAGGACCUGCUGUUGGUAUAAGAAGGGCAUUCCCUUUGUUGUCCCAUCUUUCCCCAAGUCUUCCUUCCCAUUCCCCCUUUGACCUCGAAUUCAGUUGACCUGGCACUGCCAAAGACACUUGAACACAUACGAUACCUUGACAGAUCAUGGACAACUUUUGGAUGACUAACGGGUUUGUGGGUAUGCCUGCUGGUCCUAUCGAAGAUUCUCCUCAUGAUUCGUUCGCUCUAUCUUCUAUCCCUCCAGACCACGCUCAUCCCCAACCUUACCAAAGCCAGACCAACUUUCCUUAUCAGCCUCAUGUCCAUCCAUACUCACUUCGCACUCAACGAUCAACUUCAUCACUCUCCGGUUGGUCCACCGUCACGUCAGAUACCAAUACUGCGUCUGAUUUCGAUGAUGAUGCUUCCUCCAUGUCCGCAUUCUCCUCCAACGUUUCUCCACAAAGCCUUUGGGUUGGACCUCAAAAUCAGUCAAGCCAAUCUUCACCACAAAGAGCGCCUAGUUUAUCGAUUGACCCAAAAUUGUUCGCACCCAUGGAAAAGGAUGGGAAAGCAGAUGAAGGAAUGCUAGAGACCGCCAAGCCAAAGGAGCUCGCAAGGGCAGAAGUUACAGCAGUGGUUUUAGGAAGUUCAAAGAAGGAGAAAUUAGAGAACUGCAAGAAAAAAGUCAGUCAUGCAAGAAAGCAAACUGCAGACCAUAUUCCUAGACCCCGAAAUGCUUUUAUCCUUUUCAGGAAACAUGUUGUGGAUGCCAAACUCAUUCCUGCUUCGGUUGAGAUGAGACACCAAAACGUUAGCAUUAUCACAGCCAAAAUGUGGAGCGAGGCUCCAGCUGAGCAAAAGGCCCACUUUAAUGAGCUCGCUCGCAUCGAGAAAGAAGAGCACAUGAAGAAAUAUCCUGGCUAUAGGUAUCAGCCAGUCUAUCGUCGAACUAAUGUUGUCCGCCGUCGCGUUCGGAAAGAUGAGGCCGAGGAGGAAAAGUGCAAGAAUGUGGCCGAGCUGUUGAUGAAGGGAAAAAGUGGGCAACAGUUGGAAGAGGAGAUCAAGGAUAAGAUUGCAAAUGGUGAUACAAAGGGUGCGAAGAAAAACAAAAGUAUGAAUGGCGUUUGUGAGCUCUCCAAAGGCGCACUUCGAGCAUUGCGAGCCCAAGCCAGACAAAAACAGGAGCCUUUCAACUCUGGCGAUUGGAGUGAUCUUUCCUGUUCCACCUCAAUGGACCCCGACGCUCAGGGUUCUCGAAGACGACAAUCUAGUGCUUUUGAGAGUACCAGAUCUUCACAAUCACCCAAGCCUGCCAACGGCUUCGAGCAUAGGUUGUUACAGGCACAGAAUCAGGGCCCCAGGAGGCAACUGCAAUAUAUGGCGUACAGUCACCAAGACCUAGCUCCUUGGUCGGGCGACAUUCCUGCAGAACCCAAUGAGAAGCAGGCAUUCGCCUUUACUUCUAGUCAACAAGGAUUUCAGCCUGGCCAACAGAGCCCACCUACGUUUUCCAUUGCCGCACAUACAUAUCCAUUGACUUCACGGCAUUUCCUCUAUCCUCAGCCUCAACCCCAGUUCCAACUCACGAUAAUGCCAGACCAACAAGUGUCCAACCAGUUUUAUGUUCACGACGCUGCUCUUCCAUUUUCUCCAUCUGCUGGUCAAUUUACUUUACAGGGGCAAAACACUAGCAUGCACGCUGAUGAUAUGCCCACCUUUAACAUCGGUAGUGCACAACAGCAGGUCGUUCACCCUCCCAUGUCUGCUCGAUGGGAUAAGGGCCACUUACUACCACCUUCAAGCGACGUGCCUCUUGAGGGUUUACCAUUCGAUGACGGCCUGAUGCUGGGAGACUUUGAGGCAGCCCUUGCUCAUGCGGAUGACAUGGUUGGAGGGGUGUGGUAAUUUAUAUGAUUUUCUGUUUCCUCUUGUUGCUAGUGAUAUCACGAGUGUCAUUGCUCGGAGUGUAGUGCUGCGUUUUUACUUGGACGUUACGAACAUACCAAUACCACUUUGCAUGCAU